Aspergillus homomorphus CBS 101889 is the source of this 762-nucleotide messenger RNA. RefSeq lists its product as uncharacterized. Lineage: Eukaryota; Fungi; Ascomycota; Eurotiomycetes; Eurotiales; Aspergillaceae. Bases 1 to 762 code for a protein of 253 amino acids. The record is from RefSeq and is a predicted model, not a curated record. The transcript is spliced from 3 exons.
AUGACAGAAACAAGCAGAAGCUCCCGACGGCGCAACGGAAAACCUGCCCCGUGUGAGCCCUUUAGGAAGGACAAGGCUAAACACGAGAACACCAGCGCGGCUAUCAACACGGCUAGAAGACCGAGUCAAGAACUAUCGCCGUUAGAACUAUCGGACUGCAACCCUGGACUUGAUACACCACUACCUGCAGGUUAUUUGGGACCAACAAGUUGUCUCGAUGCGUUUUCGGAGGCGCGCGAAGUCGACAAGCAGCCACCCACGCUCACCAAAACCGAGGCUGUGACCCCCUACUGGGUACCCAAAGUGGCCGAGAUCCUCCGCUGGUUGCAAGAUCUAGCAGUCGUCGAGCAGCUCGUGCAUGAGUACUACCGAAUCAGCCAGUCAGCCGCCAUCCCGGCGCCGUUCAUCCUGCAUGCAUUGGCCUCGUUGUCAGUGGAUACCCUGCUAACAGCCCUUCUUCAGAAUACUGGUCAGCGCCUGGUUAUCCCUCGAACAACUGAGGGUGGCCAGUUUCUAGGGCUAUUCACAGGUGCACAGCUUCGACUUGAUAUUGGCGUCAUAGCUGCCAUCGCCGGAAAGGCCAGCUGUUUCGCACUUACUCAUGGGCAAGCUGUCGAGUUGUUUCGGCCCCGAGUACCGAGCUUGUUUCCCCCGACGCAUGACAGACACUCGACACGAACGGAUGAAACCCGCAAGACUCGCCGAUCUUCCAACGAGCAUCCUGGCUCCGUUUGCGCUUUGAGCUCGGCACCAUCCGCGUGA